This is a messenger RNA of Bipolaris sorokiniana ND90Pr, 186 nucleotides long. RefSeq lists its product as uncharacterized. The record is from RefSeq and is a predicted model, not a curated record. The annotation marks the transcript as partial. NCBI's taxonomy places the organism in Eukaryota, Fungi, Ascomycota, Dothideomycetes, Pleosporales, Pleosporaceae. The transcript has a single exon.
CUUAAGAAGGGGGCUGAGGUAAUGAUGCUCUCGGCUGAGCUAAUGCGCGAUCGGAUAGCUAGCCUUGAGAAGGCGAACGAAGCCGUAAUAAAGCGUAGGCAGCGUAAGAAGAAGCGGAUACAGAAGCAAGGAGUGCUAACAAAGGGAGCUGGAGAGGAUCUACUCGCUCAGCGCGAGGCUGAUUAG